AUGGGUGCUUAUGAUGACCCUUUGGCGGACUGUCCUUCCGACCUCAGCAGUCCCUCUAGUCCUACGCAGACUGCUUCAAUGAGCGAUAGUGAAGAACCAUCAUCGAAGGAGAUCAACCGCCGUCUGGCCCAAGCUCUGGACUACCUGGAUGACCAAGGAAGUGAUGACUCUCCCAGGAUAUAUAUGGAGCGUGUAGCCAGAAUCAACGACUAUCUCGUACAGCAACUGCCUCAGCAAGAGGUCAACUUUGACAAUGCACUCUAUCAACACUUGCGAGAUACGGUUAGACAAGAGCAGGAAGCCUAUAAUGCGGUCAGACAAAGCGCACGAACCGUACCAAACAACAAAGAGUCUUUGGUUGGAAGCGGAUCUGAUGUGUCACCGGGAAAACACUCAGGUUACCAUUCAGCAUCCGUGGCACACGCGCUACACAGAGAAGAUGAGCAAAUUUAUGAUCCUGCGGCUGGAUCCCUGAGAAAAGGCCACAAAACACAGGAAAUGGUACAAACCAGGCGGACAUUCAAGUACGGAGGACUGUCCAGUGAUGCUGAGGUUUGGCACAGAAAUUUCCCAGCGAUCCUGCCCUUCCCGGAAACACAUCAACUGGCGCACUGGGAAAGUCUCAAAAUUGCCUUUGACCUUGAUGAAUCUGUGAAAAAGCAGAAAGCAGAGGGUGAUGUUGUCGAGACCAACGUAUCCUUCGACCAUCCAGCCCUUGACCAAUACAAGAACCUUGAAUUGUACGAAUCUGGCUCCCGAUUCAAACUCCCGACACCACCAAAGGAGAUUGAAGAAGAGAUAAGGCGGUUGUGCACGGUCGAUCAAAUCGCAAAAGCUGUGGACGAAUUCAACACGGGCGAGGAUGAGGAUGAGUCUGGAAAGAAAUACGCUCCGCGGAUCUUCCUGGAUAAAUUGAGCGUUCACCAGAAAGAUGGUCCAACAGAUAUUCGACGUGCUAUAAACACUUCACCCACCAAGCCACGUCAACGGGCAGUGCGAAGUGUUUUGAGCAGCGUUGCUGAAAGCACACUAACUAUGGUUCAGACUCCUGCCAAGCUGUCCCCCGGAAAGCCACAAGCGUCUCUGCCGCAAACACGAGAAAAUAGAGUGGUUAUUGCAAAUGACUUAGCUCGCAUGGCAAGGGAAGAGGCCCAGUCUGCAGAAAAGAUUGCACACGCUGCGAGAGAAAAGGCACGCAAAGCGACACUGGAUGCUCUCAGGAUAGCAGAUCAAGCUAACGGAAAAGUGUCACCGGAUAACUGUGUGUCAUCUCCUAUUUCUAGAAUGAUCAAUCGAGAGCGUGAGAUGUCGCUCGAGAAGAGUCCAAGGCGUCAGAGUGGAGUCAGCACCGCGCCACCCAGUGCAGAAACAACUCCAACGGACGUCGUUCCUAUCGAGGAGCCCGACGAUGCGCCUGGGUCUGAGCCACUGGUAGUAGAUAUGUCGCAGUUGGUACACACACUCGCCAAUGUUACCACCCCCAAGCCCAGCAGCGGCAGGACUGUUAGGCGCAAACGUAGCAUCGGGGAUGAAGCCUAUACUCCGGAGAGCAAGCGCAGCAAGGUUGGGACGCCUUCAUCGUUGGGAAAGGGCGCCAGUGGCAAGCAGCAAACUUCGGGAAAGUCGACAGGCUCGUACCAAACCACUGCAGCUACCAGGAAAUCUCCGGUUGCCAAAAAGCCUGCAGCAAAGUCCAGGACAAAGCCCAGAGGCAAGCCUGCAAACACUGCCGCGGCAGUCAAGCAAGAGGGUAGUAAAGCUACUGCGCCAGGUAAAGCGGUACAACGCAUACGGGCGAAAAAGGUAGUGAGGGAGCAUGUUUGUGUUGAUGAGCACAUGGAGGAGCUCGAGGAGACUGCUGUGGAAAUCGCAAAAGUGAGAGGUACAAGGGGUGGAGCGAGACAUGCCAAAUGA
This is a messenger RNA of Bipolaris maydis ATCC 48331, 1914 nucleotides long. NCBI's taxonomy places the organism in Eukaryota, Fungi, Ascomycota, Dothideomycetes, Pleosporales, Pleosporaceae. The record is from RefSeq and is a predicted model, not a curated record.